AUUUAAUUUUAGUCUGUGAGUAAAAUAUUGAACUGUGAUGUCGUGGAUUUCUGCGUGGAAGUUUAAAUUUUAAAUAUAUUUCAUCAUGUCGGUAAAAGUAGAUAGGGUUCCUGAGAAUAUAAAUUUUCCAAAAGAAGAAGAACAAGUUCUGAAUUUUUGGAAAAAAAUUGACGCUUUUCAUACUUGUCUGAAGCAGUCAAAAAAUAAACCCAGAUAUUCCUUCUAUGAUGGACCACCAUUUGCGACAGGAUUGCCUCAUUAUGGCCACAUCUUAGCUGGAACAAUCAAAGAUGUGGUCACAAGAUAUGCCCAUCAAAAGGGAUAUCAUGUUGAAAGAAGAUUUGGAUGGGAUUGUCACGGUCUACCUGUGGAAUUUGAAAUUGAUAAAAGUUUAGGUAUAAAAGGACCUGAAGAUGUUGCCAAAAUGGGUAUAGAUAAAUAUAAUGCUGAGUGUCGACAAAUUGUUAUGAAAUAUGCAGAUGAAUGGGAGACAAUCAUUACUAGAAUGGGCAGAUGGAUAGAUUUCAAAAAUGACUACAAAACAUUAUAUCCAUGGUUUAUGGAGUCAGUGUGGUGGGUAUUCAAAGAACUCUAUAACAAAGGCCUGGUCUAUCAAGGUGUUAAGGUAAUGCCUUAUUCUACCACAUGCUCAACACCCCUAUCUAAUUUUGAAGCAGGACAGAAUUAUAAGGAUGUUGUAGAUCCUGCUGUUGUAAUCUCAUUCCCCACUGCAGAAGGAUUUUCUCUCCUAGCUUGGACAACUACACCUUGGACUCUUCCCAGCAAUCUAGCAUUAUGUGUUAAUCCUAAAUUAACAUAUCUCAAAGUGAAAGAGAAGGCAACAGGAACUUGUUAUGUCCUACAAGAAGACAGAUUUCCUGCUGUCUUCAAAAAUGUUGAUGAUUUUGAAGUGCUUGAUAAAUUUUUGGGUGAAAAAUUGAAAGGCAUAAAAUACACCCCAAUUUUUGAUUACUUUGUAGAUAUAUGCCCCAAUGGGUUUCAAGUACUAACUGAUGGGUAUGUCACUAAUGACUCAGGUACAGGUGUUGUUCAUCAGGCACCAUAUUUUGGUGAAGAUGAUUACAGAGUUUGUUUGGCUGCUGGCAUUGUUACAAGAGACCAAGAUAUUAUCUGCCCUGUUGACGCAAGUGGCAAAUUUCUAGCACCUGUAAAAGACUUUGAAGGGCAAUAUGUUAAAGAUGCAGAUAAAAAUAUUAUUGCAAACAUCAAAUCAAGGAACAGACUUAUACAGGCUGGACAAGUCAAACACAGUUACCCAUACUGUUGGCGUUCAGAGACUCCUCUCAUUUACAAGGCAGUGCCCUCUUGGUUUGUCAGGGUAGAACAGAUGAGUCAAGACCUUUUGAAAUCCAGUGAAGAAACUUAUUGGGUCCCUGAAUAUGUUAAAGAAAAGCGGUUUGGCAAUUGGCUGAAAGAAGCUAGAGACUGGGCCAUUAGUAGGAAUAGAUAUUGGGGAACACCUAUCCCUCUAUGGAUUUCUGCUGAUAAACAAGAAGUUGUAUGUGUUGGCAGCAUUGCAGAACUCAGUGCCUUGACUGGUACAGAAAUUACAGACAUUCACAGAGAAAGCAUCGAUCAUUUGGAAAUCCCAUCAGCAAGACCUGGCCAGCCUCCACUCAGGCGGGUGCCGGAAGUAUUUGAUUGUUGGUUUGAAUCAGGGUCCAUGCCUUACGCUCAGUGUCAUUAUCCAUUCGAAAAUAAAAAAGAAUUUGAAGACAUUUUCCCAGCAAACUUUAUUGCAGAGGGUAUAGAUCAAACAAGAGGUUGGUUUUAUACUCUGAUUGUUUUAUCUACUGCUCUGUUUAAUAAACCACCAUUUAAGAAUUUGAUUGCUAAUGGUUUAAUCUUGGCAUCUGAUGGUCAAAAAAUGUCAAAGAGAAAGAAAAACUAUCCUGACCCCUUGGAAGUUGUGCAAAAAUAUGGUGCAGAUGCAUUAAGACUUUAUCUAGUUAAUUCUCCUGUUGUCAAAGCUGAGAACCUUCGUUUUAAAGAAGAAGGUGUUAGAGAUGUCAUUAAGGAUGUAUUCUUGCCAUGGUAUAAUGCAUUUAGAUUUUUAAUGCAAAAUGUUGAAAGGAUUGUCCAGGAAGACAAAGUAAAUUACAAAUUUAAUGAGACUGCAGUUAGGGAAAAUGUAAUGGAUAAAUGGAUUACUUCCUUCACACAGUCAUUGAUUCAAUUUGUUAUGGUAGAAAUGGCAGCCUACAGGCUGUACACUGUUGUUCCAAGACUAACAAAGUUCAUUGAUCACCUCACCAACUGGUAUGUCAGGAUGAAUAGAAAGAGGUUAAAGGGUGAAAAUGGGAUUAAGGACUGUCAGGUGGCAUUGGAUACAUUAUUUGGUGUCCUGUUUGAUAUGAUCAGAGUUAUGGCGCCAUUUACUCCAUUUUUGACAGAACUCAUGUACAAGACUUUACGUCAACUUUUACCUGGUAGCUCCUUGGAAAGUGUGCACUUCAACAUGAUACCAGAGCCGAAACUGAAUUUGGUGGACACAAAUAUAGAAAGAGCAGUGCAAAGAAUGCAAUCUGUGAUUGAACUUGGGCGAGUUUUAAGAGACAGGAAAACGAUCCCUGUAAAAUAUCCACUGCCUGAAAUGGUUGUCAUACACCAGAACCAAACUUACUUGGAUGACAUCAACUCCUUGUUGAACUAUGUUUUGGAAGAAAUUAACAUUAAGAAAGUGGUUCUUUCCAGUGACAAAGAAAAAUAUGGGAUUACUUUACGAGUAGAACCAGAUCACAAAAUACUUGGUGGUCGAUUGAAAGGUGAUUUCAAAGCUGUUACACAAGCUUUAAAAGAUCUGAACAAUGAGCAAUGUGAAAAAUUAAUUGCAGACGGUUUUGUUGAACUCAUUGGCCAACGUGUAGACAUUUCAGAAGUGAGAGUUAUAUACCAAGCUCAAGGGAAUGAUGAAUAUGAGGCACACAGCGAUAACGAUGUUUUGAUCUUAUUGAAUGUGACGCCCGAUCAGAGUAUGCUCGACGAGGGAUUUGCUCGUGAAAUCAUAAACCGAUUGCAAAAACUCAGAAAAAAAGCACACCUGGUACCUACUGAUGAGGUUGAUGUCUAUUUUUCAGUCACCAAAGAAAGUGAUAUACUGCGUAUUAUAAACUCACACCGCGAUUUAAUCGAGAGCACUGUCAAAGCGCCUUUGCUUCCGAUCGAUAAGUUAUCGCCGUCGAAACCGCAAAUUAUUCAGGAAACCCAAGACCUGAAAGGUUCACAACUAAAGUUGGUCAUUACAUGGAGAAAGGAGGUAGAGACACCUUUGUACCCUUGGGCUAAUAUAAUAUUACAAGAUAUUACGCCACGCUUCGGCGUAAAUACCAAUAAAGGAAGCAUCAUUCUUAAAAGCAAAGAUAAGUACAUAAAUCUGGAUGAAUUGUAUAAGGAAGUAGAAAUAUUAUUCGGCUUAUACGGAAUGAAGUUCACCCUGUGGUGUGAUGGGGCUGAAGUAAAGAAUACAGUUGAUCUAAACUCUAAAAAUAUUAUUGUUUCCUCUACACAACCUAAAAAUGAUGUUGAAUCACAAAUCAGUCCAUUCUGUAAGUUUGUAAAUGUUGCCAACGGUUCAAAGUCUGCUACAUUUUUUGUUGAAAAUCCUAGAGGUUUUAUAACACUGAACAAGGAAAAAGCAACGCAAUUUGUUUUGGAUAACUCUUUGUUUAACUAAGUUUGCUCAUUUUAAAUGUAUUUAUUACCAUUACAAUAUUUAUAGCCCAUAAAAAUAAGUUCAAUUACUGUAAGUACCUAUACCUAACUUAUUACGUGAAAAUGUCUUAUAAAGGUAUUUGUCGCUUGAAACAUACUAUCGCUAGUCAAAACUUGUGACUUAUGUGUACUAGACUGUAUUUUUACAGUAUUCAAUGUGGACUGGUAAACUUAUAAUAAACAUGUUUUUCAUA
This is a messenger RNA of Bicyclus anynana (squinting bush brown), 3926 nucleotides long. RefSeq names its product isoleucine--tRNA ligase, cytoplasmic (gene IleRS). Bases 86 to 3694 code for a protein of 1202 amino acids. The transcript is spliced from 4 exons. The record is from RefSeq and is a predicted model, not a curated record. Lineage: Eukaryota; Metazoa; Arthropoda; Insecta; Lepidoptera; Nymphalidae. Gene Ontology annotation, biological process: isoleucyl-tRNA aminoacylation. Gene Ontology annotation, molecular function: aminoacyl-tRNA deacylase activity; tRNA binding; isoleucine-tRNA ligase activity.